AUGAUGGGGGUGGCAAAUCUGGUCGCAACAUUGGUGGUGACAGCAAGCCUCGUCACAGAGGCUGUUGUGGCUCAGUCGACUGCCGACAUCUUGAAUCAACUACAGGCCAACGGCGUCAACAUAACUCUCCUGAACAGUACAAGCACUCCUACUCCGCGAUCGCAGAAUGGCUGCUCUCUUCUGUCAUACGCCUUGGUCAAACUAUUUCCCACCAAAACCUUGAUUUCCAGUGAGAGCGGCUUUGCCAAUUGGACGGAAUCAUUCUGGUCUCAGCAGCAAGAAGAGGUCACGCCUCAAUCAAUCUUCAAACCAGCCAACCCUAUAGAUGUAUCGUCAGCAGUGCUCUUGGCAGAAUUAUUUUCUUGCCCUUUCGCCGUCAAAAGUGGUGGCCAUGCUGCUUUCAGUGGCGCCUCCAAUAUUCAAGGAGGACUUAGCAUUGACCUCGGUGCGUUGGAUAGCAUAUCCCUAAGCAAGGAUCAGACUGUCGCCUCUGCUGGGGCCGGUAAUGUCUGGGUCGAUGUUUACGACUAUCUUGAGCCGUACGGUCUGUCGGUCAUCGGAGGCCGAGUCUCGACGAUUGGACUCGGUGGGUUGACAACAGGAGGUGGCAUCUCGUUCUUCUCGCAAGAGUAUGGAUGGGCCUGCGACAACGUCGUCAAUUACGAACUUGUCCUCGCAUCUGGUCUCAUCAUCGAUGUCAACCAGUCGUCCUACCCUGACCUCUACUGGGCCUUGCGUGGCGGCGGUAACAAUUUCGGCAUUGUCACUCGUUUCGAUCUCAGCACACACGUCCAAGGUUCUCUUUGGAGUGGAUCGCUGAUCUACCUGUCUACCUACAGUGACCAAGCCAUUGACGCCUUCUACAACUAUGGUAUCAAUGCUGCUAGUGACCCCAAAUCCGCCGUCAUCAUGAAUUGGGCAUACACACAAGGUCAAUUCCUGGCCGUAGCUGACCUUGAAUACGCAAAUGCCACCAUUAACCCACCAAUCUUUCAGAACUUUACUGCAAUUUCAGCAUACGAGAACACGUUGGAAGUUCGCACUCUUCCCGAAGUAACAGCCAUGUUCCAAGAAUCCAACCCUGACGGUCUGCGCGAGAGCUACUGGACUGCCACUUUUGCUUUCACCAAGGAAAUGAUCACUUAUUGUGUGGAGACUUUCGAAACUGAAGUCGUCCGUGCCGCUAACGCGACGGGCUAUCUUCCUGCCCUUGUUCUGCAAGUCAUUUCCACCGACAUGACAACUCAGAUGCAGAAGAACGGUGGAAAUGCCCUUGGUCUUUCUCCCUCGGAUGGAAACCUCCUACUUCUGAACUUGUCAUUCAUGUGGGAAGAUAUUGCAGACGACAACCUCAUCCUCAACAUCCUCGGUACCAUUACCAGCAAGACGAUUGCCUAUGCCAAAGCCAACGGACUGUACAACGAGUACUUGUACAUGAAUUACGCCAGCCAGUAUCAAGCCGUGAUUCCAUCAUACGGCACGACUAACUUUAAUAAGUUGAAGAGUGUGUCAGCCAAAUAUGAUCCUUUCCAGGUCUUCCAGAAACUGCAGCCAGGUUAUUUCAAGUUGAGCACAGCGGCGCCCAACACGACAUACCCGGCCUAG
Messenger RNA from Talaromyces amestolkiae, 1605 nucleotides. RefSeq lists its product as uncharacterized. The transcript is spliced from 3 exons. Gene Ontology annotation, molecular function: FAD binding. The record is from RefSeq and is a predicted model, not a curated record. The coding region runs from base 1 to 1605 and encodes 534 amino acids. Lineage: Eukaryota; Fungi; Ascomycota; Eurotiomycetes; Eurotiales; Trichocomaceae.